Molecule: messenger RNA, 3300 nt
Organism: Sphaeramia orbicularis (orbiculate cardinalfish)
Lineage: Eukaryota; Metazoa; Chordata; Actinopteri; Kurtiformes; Apogonidae
Gene: cxcl14
Product: chemokine (C-X-C motif) ligand 14
Exons: 4
Coding region: 256-552 (98 amino acids)
Biological process (GO): immune response
Cellular component (GO): extracellular region
Molecular function (GO): chemokine activity
Source: RefSeq, a predicted model, not a curated record
GAGAGAGAGAGAGACCCCAGCGACUGAGUGGAGCUUCAUCCAGACGCACAGGACGCGCGCACGGAGUUGCACAACCAGCGCGCAAAAAGGAACUCCAGAAAAGACGCAAAAAAAAGCAUCAGUUUUGCUUCACAUUUACUACAAGUGGAUAUUUUUUUUGACACUUAGAAGGUUUUUGUCCAGUUUCAGUGCGUUUAAAAUCGCCUGGAGCGCACGGAUUGGUACUAUUAUUAUUAUUGUUUUACUUGUGAAACCAUGCAUCGGUGCGCGGCGUUGCUGCUGUUAAUAGUGGCCUUAUACUUCCUAAACGCAGAAGCCUAUAAGUGCAGAUGCACCAGAAAAGGACCAAAGAUCAGAUACAAGGACGUACAGAAGCUGGAGAUCAAACCCAAACACCCGUACUGCCAGGAGAAGAUGAUAUUUGUGACAAUGGAGAACGUGUCUCGGUUCAAAGGUCAGGAAUAUUGUCUUCAUCCCAAACUUCAGAGCACCAAGAAUCUGGUCAAAUGGUUCCGCAUCUGGAAGGACAAGCACAAGGUGUACGAAGCCUAAAACCACCACUCCCCAACAAAUAUGGAUAAAGUAAGACAGAAAAAGACGACACCAGGACUAUUUUUGUGAAGUACGAGAUGUAAUCCACGAUCAAACUGUACUUCUCCUUCUUCUGCCUGAGGUUUAUCAAGAAAAUAUCUCUCUAUAUAAAUACUUAUAUAUAAGCUGGUGGGCUGGUUUUAGCCGGUCAUCAGUCUAGUUACAGUCACUCACCACUUCAGUCUUUACAACUGUAGUUACUCGUCAAGUAGUGGAUGAGACAUGGUUCGAGCAGUUGUAGGUUGGUUUGGUUUUUAUUUAAAGGGACUUUUGCUUUGACUUUUAGACUUAUUUCGAAGUGAAGAAUGUGUAAUUUUGCAGAGACUGGCAAACCUUCUUCUGAAAAUGUGUGUGGGUGUUUUAAAGUUUCCGAUUUUUGCUGUUAUUCACCACGACAGGUACGAUAUUUGUACAAUGCCAACAUUUAGCAGCUGUGCUUAAGAGUCUAAAAUGCAGCGACAAAGUUUUUAUUCACUGUAUUUGUAUUAGAGUCACUCAGAGCGUGGUUACAUAUAAAACAGUCAGACAGAGGAGAUCCAUCACUGUGUGUCAUAUGUGUCAAACACACAACACUCAUUUUGUAAAAUACUAUCUCACAUAACCUGCAAGAUAUAGAUGCAGUAGAAAAUUAAAUAAUGCAUUUCAUUCAUACGUGCCAUGGCUACAUACAGUACAGUUUAUGGAAUCAAGUUUUAUUCAAGAAAUACUUUAAAAUAUUUCCCCAGGAUGAGACUAAAUGUGUUAUGAAGAAAUAUCUCAUAAAUCUACUCGUAGAAUCAGAGAAUUAAGGUGAAUGUGGUAAAAAAAGGUAAGGAUAGAGUCGUUCUGUGUUUUAUUUAUUGUCGACCAAGCUCAUGAAAAGACCAAAAACACAUCUGUCAGUCCCCUAGAACAGGUCAACUUCAAACCCAAAAGUGAAAUUCAAUGUCUCUUCAGGAUUCAAAUCUACAAAAAUACAUGAUUUCCUGAAUAUUUAGAUUUUUUUCCAGACUUGUGUUGAACAAUUUGCAGUAGAAAUAAGUCAGAGAGGGAAUGUUCUACUGUUCAUCGCAGGCAAAACUGACAUUUAAUGUUAACAUCACAUGAGUUAGAGACAGAAUUGUUUUGUUUUUUUAUUCUGAUUUUGUCCAUUUUCAUUUGAGAGUAAAGCACUUUUUUUUCUUCCCUUUAUUUUUCUGUUGCAGAUGAACAAAGAAAUAACAUUAACCCAAUCCUGGCAGAAAAAUAAAAAUCCACAUAUACAGAAAAUACAUACUUAAAAGUAAUUACCAUAAAAUGGAAGAUUUUCUAGAUAAAAAGAAAUAGUAAAUAAAUUAAAUAAAUAAAACUAAAUAAAUAAAUAAAAAAAUUAAUAAAAUGUCAAUACAAUUAUAAAAUUAUAAAAUCAGGCCAUAGUAGUGUACAACUGUAGCACAGAAUAGGAAAUCAAGUGAAGUGAACAUAUAUGAACUCAUUGUGUUUUCAUUUUGACGUGAACAGUCUCAAUGGCUCAUAAUGAACUGAAGUUUAAUAGUGUUCAUUUUACUCAGUUGUCGACCCAAUAAAAACAGGACUUUGUGACUCAUUUGGGACCCUGAGAUCCGAACUUUUUCUAGAUUACAGGUUAUUAUCAUGUACUUGCAUUUUUAAAGACACCCAAAUAUCUGUAAAACAACAGGGAACUGUAGUUUUUAAUGUUACGCAAACUCAAACGGAAUAAAACAGUGCAUAUAAUGACAGUUUACAGCUGUUUAGUACAGAUUAUUUUACUACUGUUCAACAAUGUGGAUCAGUUAAAUGCUGUUGUCCAUAAACCUGGCAUGAUUUUAUUCUCACGUUCCUCUUUUUAUUCCUAUUUAUACACAUCAGUGUCACCUUUGACCCAGUGUAAUGGUUAUAUACUGAGUCCAAGUUACAUUUUAUCUAUUAAGAAUAAAUUACAUUUUCACAAUAAUUUCACGAGAAAGCGGUUAAACUAUUUUAUUCCAACUUUAUGGACAACAGUGUAGAAAAUUCAGCUAAAAAUAUAAUAUAUAAAUACGUGUUUCUUUAACAGUCAUUAAAAAGAAAGAUUAUUUUUGGUCUUUUAAUGGGUUUUUAAUUCAUUUACAAUCAGAAAAACAGAACGACUCUACACUUACUCAGUGGGAUAUUCUCCAUAUGAUCAUGUUGUAGCAAAAUCAAGCAACAUUUUACAUAUAAAACUGUCCACAUAUCAACACGUCUCACUGCAGCAAAUGUUUCAAUAUUAGUCAGGUAUUUCAUUUGUACUAAUGUGUGGUCACUGGUGAACGUCGCUGGUGAACUUUACGAUCUAAUCUCCUCCAGUAGAUCUGAACUGUACUGUUAAAUGUGUUAUUCUUUUGUAUGCUGUGGAUACACUUUGUAAUAAAGACUGUUGGGUGUUGUUUUGUUGCCACCAAACAGAAUUCAUACACAGAUAUAUCUGCAUAUUUACAAAACACCACAUUUUCUGUACCUUUUGAAGAAUGUGCAUUACUCUUGUUUUAUAUCAUAUAUAUAAAUAUAUAUAAAGACGCAUUUUGUAAAUGGACCAAUAUAGCCUGUAUGUUAGUGAGGAUGACUUCACCAUAGGACUUUAUAGUGUCAUGUAUAUUAUAUUACUGCAUUAUAGUUGUUUUGCUAUUUAAAUCUCGGGUCGGUAACACGUACACACAGUAAAAUACUGAGUGUAAUACAUAAGCAGCAAUAAAGUGUCUAUACAUCAAA